Messenger RNA from Macrosteles quadrilineatus (aster leafhopper), 2081 nucleotides. RefSeq lists its product as uncharacterized. The coding region runs from base 315 to 1571 and encodes 418 amino acids. The record is from RefSeq and is a predicted model, not a curated record. The transcript is spliced from 7 exons. NCBI's taxonomy places the organism in Eukaryota, Metazoa, Arthropoda, Insecta, Hemiptera, Cicadellidae.
UUGAUGAGUUAUCAUUUAUUUAAAAGAUAUCUAGUGUAGUUUAGUUGUGGUCUUGUUUUGUGUGCCCCAUUACUUACUGCUGAAAUUUAAUAUUAAUUUAACUGUUGAUCGAUCCACAAAGUUAUUAACCUAAAGAAAGAAACAUUUUUUUUCGUUAUCAAGUAUUGGUACCUUAAUAGAGUUUUUCUGCCUACGUUAAGAAUUAUUUGUUAUAUAUUAUAUAACAAUACAAUUUGAAUGUUUUCCAUGUUAGAGUUCAAGAAUAGGGUGUAACCUUUAGCGCAGGCAAGGUUUUACUUAGGAGAUAACUGAAAAUGUCUAAAGCUCUUGGAAAUUGUGAAGGAUGUGGCUGCACGUGCCACCGUUGUGGUGACUCAGCCAACCUUCAUCUUCAUGUAGAGAUAGAGAACCUCAAGCAGCGGUUAUUGGAACGGGAACAUCACAUUGUCAAGAUGGAGACAAACUUCCUAAAGGAAGCGGAGAAGUUUCCCAAUGGCGAGAUGGCUGCUUUGACGGACGAACUUCUUGUAUGGCAGGACAAAUACUCAAGGUUGUACGAAUCUCACAAGAGGGUUCAGAAAGUGAAUCAGAACCUGGAGGACAAACUGCUGAGGAUCGUAGACAAAUUUGAAACAGAAAAGAACAGUUUGACCAGUGAAGUUGCCUCUUUGACUCGGAGAUUAGUGGACGAGAAGUUCAACAUAUCUAGGUUACAGGAGGAAAAUGAGAGGUAUCGUAACGACGUCAACCUGGCCAUUCAGUUGCUUCAGUGCAAACCCUCAAAUUUUGUGUCUCAACGGUAUGACUCUUUGCCUCAUGAUAUGCAACAGAAGGUUCGCAACUACAUCAGCAGCAAGCGACGGAUCUCUGAUGGCAACGGCAACAUUCCUGCCAAGCCUGAGAUGAAGACUAUCAAAGUGCCCAUCCCUACCUUCCCUCCCACAGCCAUGGUCUACUCCGUCAACAAGGGGCCUUCAGAAAAAGAGACAUCAGAAGAGAAGCAAUGCAAGCAAGGCUCGGUUGACAUUGUGUCAGCAGCGAUCAUGGCCAAGAUACUGGAGGAGAGAGAAAAAGAGCGAGCCCACACUAAGCAUUGUGAGAGCUGUACCUGCCCAAUCAUUGGUGCGACACAAAAUGUAGCGACGCAGACGACAGUACAGAUGAGUGACAAGUGUUUGAACACAGGGUCGGACAUAGUGAUGCGCAGCUCCAGCCCGAUGUCUGUGCGGGGGAAGGCGGUGGAGACGAAAAACUGUGACUUUACGACCCUAGCGGCCGAGAGACUCGGCAGACGCAAAUGGGAGAGGGAGAACAGUGUGAGGGAGGGAGUGUUGGUAAACUUAGACACGAGUGACGAGAGUGAGGAGACGGACAAACCACGGGGGCCGAGACACUGCUCGGUUAGACUGCAGGCAGGCACUAGUAACAUACUGCUGGACAAUGUCGUGGACUCUUACACACCAGUGUUGUACAAGAGCAGACCCGACGCACUGGUUCACUCUCCCAGGUCAAGGUCAGGCUCUAGCAACUCCAGCGAGGAGAGACCUCUGCGAACCGAGACCCAGAUAUAACACAUCCACUAUCACUUUGUAGUCGUUUUAAUUUUCACACUGAAAGAAGGCAUUUUAACACUGGGCUUUUUUUCCUCGAAUUGGUUAUUUGAGAAAAACACAACUGUGGAAAAAAGCCUAAGUGAGUAACUUAAGUUGAUUGUCCGCAAAUUUCAAGUUCAAUGAAUAGUUCAAUAUGCAUUGAGGCUAUGUGAUUUAUGCUGGUUCUUUGUUAAAUGAAGUAUUUAGGAUUGAUGUUGAUUAUAGGAAGGGUAGGCUUACCUACAUAGUGGGCGAGUCUUCUCAAUAGGUAACGCAUAAAUAAAUAAACACACAAAAUUGAUGUGUGUUUCUCAAUCAAUUUUGUGUGUAUUUUAUUUAUGUAUUACCUAUUGAGACCACUAUGUAGGUAAGCCUGUUCUUCCUAUCCAAAACAUAAUCAAACCUAUUCUGGCCUAGAACCCUUUACCAAAAAAAGAAUAAUAUAAGUACUGUAUUUUCUUGGGGAAAGCCAAAAAAUAAUUAAAAGAC